AUGCAGAACCUCUCAGAGAGUUUACUCAAAGCAGUAAGAAAAGCAGCUGAGAUCACUGAAUCAGAAUUGAAGCUCUUAUUCACUAUGAAGAGCUUCACUGACGCAAUCACCAUCAUCAAUAAGAAUAGAGAAAACCAGAUCUUAGGCCUGCAGCAGGAGAUUGAACAUUUACACAGACAGAUAACUAUGCUGAACCUGGAGAUCUCAUCACAAUUGUUCACAACCUCUUCAGAAGUGUACACAUCAUCAGAGACUGCUGUGCAGGAUGAGAAUCUGAGCAUGAAAUAUAUCAAGCUGAGAGAUCUGCUGAAGUUAUCAAGCUUCAAUAACAACUGA
Molecule: messenger RNA, 336 nt
Organism: Blastomyces dermatitidis ER-3
Lineage: Eukaryota; Fungi; Ascomycota; Eurotiomycetes; Onygenales; Ajellomycetaceae
Exons: 2
Coding region: 1-336 (111 amino acids)
Source: RefSeq, a predicted model, not a curated record